Messenger RNA from Chlamydomonas reinhardtii, 2673 nucleotides. RefSeq lists its product as uncharacterized. The transcript is spliced from 4 exons. Lineage: Eukaryota; Viridiplantae; Chlorophyta; Chlorophyceae; Chlamydomonadales; Chlamydomonadaceae. Bases 102 to 665 code for a protein of 187 amino acids. The record is from RefSeq and is a predicted model, not a curated record.
CUUCCUUCUUCCUAGCACUGAACUGGCACUAAAACGUGAAGGCUUGAAUCUGACGGCACCCGCUUGCAUCGGGCAAUUUCUCGCCGCGCCUUAUGGACACGAUGGCUCCCUCUCGAGAUGAUAUUUCGCAGUCGAGGGCCUCGUGUUUGGUGGCGCCACGCCCGCGUAAAGGCAGCGCAUGUAGCGCUGGCAGCGCCAGUGGCCGCCAAGUAGAAGCGAGCCAGCCGGAGCAGGCCAGCCAGCGCUCGCGGCUCACUUCGAGCUUGCAAGCGAUGGCGACUGGCGGCGAGCAGCUCGGGGAACUGGAGCUUAUCUUGCAGGGCCAGCCGCCGGACGUGCCCAACACAUUCCUGGGGGUAUCACCGCCCGUUCGCAGCGGGUGCUACGGCGGCGCGGCCAACCCGAUGCAGCACGACUCUUCCUGGACCAGCUGCUCGCUGUCGGCCUCCAGCUCAAAUCUGCAGGCCCUGCGCGAGCUGGACUCGCAGCACUCGUUCCUGCGCUCGCUCAACGGCGACUACCGGCUGCUGCUGGCGCCGGACGCACGCGGGUUCGCAAGCAGCAGCGAGGAGGUCGGCCCGCGCCCGGCUGCGCCCGCGCCGCCCCAGGAGCGGACACACCUGCUGCCCUUCACGUGUCGGGCUCAGUACUUUGCUGUGCGGUAAUGCCGCACGGCGGACAACCUAGGCGCCACUCCAGCGCGGCUGGAGUGGCAGCAGCGGCUUGGGGCGCCGUCUGGGCUGGCGUGCCGUGGCAUCGAGCCAGGCAGCAGCCAGCCCAAAUAAAGGCUCCAGCGGGAUGAUGCGCACUGCUGCAGUGAGCAGACAUCCCACAAUGUACAUCAGCAUCUUGGCGAGUGCGCGCCGUGUACAAGCGGCCACAGCUGCUAACUGCGCAGCGCGCCUGCAGCGUGGCGGUGGGGCGCGGGCCCGCGCGCUGUCGUGAUGCAUGCGACUGCUGCAAUGACUUUUCUCGAAGAGCCGUCGGCGCGCGAAUCAAUAGCUAGUGGUGGAGGGCGGAGGUGGGCGAGCGGAGAGCUGCUGCUUCAGCGGCGGCGGGGCGAGGCUACGCAUGUGGCACGCCUUCGGAUGCGCCGGCUGGCCUUGCUCGGCCAGCUGGGCGAGGCAGGAAGGCGUUUGCCUGGCACUGCGCAGCUGCCGCCGCGGCAGUGGGUCUCUAGCUGCCUACCUACACAGCCGUCACCCGCCCAGCUAAUCGGGGUUCAGCGCAUGGCGGCUCGGCCUUGGCUAUUGGACGGCGGCGGUGCGGCCCAAACGGGUAGCAGUUGAGGUUGACGGUUCUGCAGGGCGUGCCGCGUAUCUGUGAACAUAGGCGCAAUAUCAUGACCGGCACACCUCUUGGGUGUACAGACACCAGCUUGUAUGGCCCUCAGAGCAGGUGCCAUAGGAAAUCUGCAUGGAUAGUACCAUGGGUCCAGCUGCCUCAUACAAGGAGUGAUGAUCUCUGCAGCAUCGCAAACAGAUUUCGGUCCGGUUUGGGUGUGUGUAUGCUUAUGCAACGGCGCGUGUAUUGUGGGGUGCAUUAACUACAACGGAAAGGCGUAUCUGCUCUGUCCGCACCCAACAGUGCUCUAGGGACGGGCGUUAUGCCAUUUUCUAUUGCUGGACACCACAUCUGCGUCGUCUAAAAUGUUGAUCGCAGCGGCAUGCAAAAAGAGUUGAGAGGCAGUCCGUGCCGUGGCACGUCCCCGGAAAUGUUUUCGGACGUCUUGUUUUUGUUACGGUAUGCGCUUGCAGUAGUGUGGGAUGGGUGUGGCCCCUUGUGUCGUCCGAUCGCUACACUCCGUCGUCGUGAGUUGGGACGGGGUUGGGAGCGGGACUGGGGCAGCCACGCAACAACUUGCUCGUGGAGGAUGUACCGCCUGUGUAUCGGGGGAUGGCUCGCCAUGUGGCUGCCUGAGUGGCAUGGGGCGUGGGUGCGCGGCGUGAGCCUCCUGUACGCUGUGGCCCAGUAAUGCUGCAUCGGCACGUGUAUCAGUAGGUCGGCUGAGAGGCCGUGGGCUUGCAUGGAAGCGCUCGCGUGCCGCCUUGCUGUGUAUGCGGCAUGCGACCAUGUGUGUGCCCCUAGCAGUUCAGAGCGCGGGAGCUUGGGCGAGUUUGGGCCGGGCGUGCGUGGCGCAGGCCUUGCAUAACGGGGGUCCGUGUGUUUGUUUAGUAUGAAUGUGGCUCGUGCUGUCUCUGGCGUGGACUGGAUGUAUUUGGUUGGACUGAAGAUGCCGUCUUGAUCAAGCGAUAAUGUGGCGCGAAUGAAAGUGCGCACAUGACACAUACGUGACGAGCGCCCGAACCGCCGGAGCUCUAGCGCAACAUACAGGAAUGCGACAGCGUACACGAGAGUGGUUGAAGAUGUUAGCGCGUGCGGGUGUGCUGGUUCGCGUGGACAUGUGUCGGUGUUUCUGCAACGCGUGUGUGCGUGGAACGGGAGCGAGCACGAGGGGCGUAUCCGCAGGCUGUCCCUCCGGCAUGGAUGUUGGUGCGAGAGACGCUAGGUGAGAGCAUGUCCUCGCCCUACGGGAGUUGACACACAAUCUUUAUCCAACACUGCAGAAGGCUAAGAGCUGGUGUGGAGCGCAUUGCCACAUCUGAAGGACUGUUGAGGGGCGAGGCAUGGCAAACCGAACAGGCCACCCGUCGCCUGUAAACAAUACACGGG